AUGGUGGAGAGAGAAAGUCUCGAGCUUACUCCUCGCGAGAAGCUCCGGCUCAUGAAGAGCCCGCUUAUCGAUGGCGGCUCUGAGAGAGGACAUGAGCUACCGAAUCUCAGCGAAUUUGGGGAUCGCUUUAGUGAUCCCUCCAUACAGUUUGAGAGACAUGAAGAGGCAGGUAUGCUGGAGGUAUUCACGGACCUUUUUUUCGCCGCCAACUACGUCGUCUUUUCGAAGGAGUUGGCAGUCACCAGUAUCGACCGACUCGGAUCUUACGCUGGAUACUUUUGUAUGCUGUGGAUGACCUGGCUUGUCGUUGGACUUUACGAUGUUAGAUUCGUGACGGACAGCAUAUUUGAACGACUUGUCCGAGCUGUUCACCUUGGAGUCUUUGUGGGAUUCGCAGUCGUCGCUCCGAAAUUCAAUCCAAAUGACCAAGACCUGUCUUCAAUGAAGGCAAUGUCCAUCAUUCUAAUGGCCUCUAGGCUGAGUUUGACCGUUGAGUACGCUAGCAUCUUAUGGCAUGUGAGAAAAUUCAAGACCGUCCACAUCCCAUUCUAUAUCCAGAUGUCCAUCCAUUUUAUCGCAGCAAUGAUAUAUCUCGGCAUUACAUUCCGCUUCAGCGAAGACAAAGAGAGCCGGGUAUUCAUUACGUGGUAUAUCGUUGGUGCCUUGGAGGUCGUUUCAACACUUGGGUUAUCGAUUGGGUUCUCUAUUCUCAGCCUUGCAAAGACUCACUUGAUGAAUCGUAUGAGCCUUUUGACGAUUGUCAUUCUCGGCGAAAGCAUCGUUGCUCUGGCUGAAAAAGUGGUCAUUAUUGUCGAAGGUCCCGAUGCCUGGGAUGCUACUGUUAUUGGAAUCCUGACUGCUGGCGUGGCAACGACUUACAUGCUGUUCUUGAUCUACUACGAUUGGAUGAAAACAGCCUAUCUUCCUCCUUUGCGCCAAGUACUAUGGACGCUGCUUCAUUUCCCGUUCCAUCUCGCGCUCGUCCUGUUCAUGCAGGGAUUCACUCAGUUUAUUCAGUGGUCCAAAGUGAUAGAUGUCAUUAACCACUUAUCAUUCAACUGGAUAGUCGAUGAUCCAAAAGCACUUGCUGAUACCACUAGUGUCGAGGUGCAGAAGAACAUAACGGAAGAGCUUAGCGAAUUUUUCGAACUUUACCACCCUGAAUACUCAGAUACAGAUGAACUCAUUAACGAUGCACUGGCCAACAUAACUAGGAUUCCUAAUGCCUUUUGGCCUAAGCUGUCAAAGUACUGGCUUGUGGCAGACUAUAAUCUACCAAACGAUACCAACACAAAUCUGUUUUACAACAUUAUGGAGUCUCUCCAGACUGCAAUGUACAACAGCAUAUUCCAAACUUUUGAAAUUGAUCUCGAAGGAGAGAUUAGCAAAGAAAACGAAGAAACUGGCGUUGAGGACAACUCAUCCAAUGCCCAGUUUGCAUCACAGGUUACCGACGAGACCUUGGAUCGCUAUUUCCUAGUGUUCACCUAUGGCUACAUCGCCGCUGGGUGCUGCCUAGGACUCAUGUGCCUUCUGGCAGUCGUUGCCAGAGUUACUCCUUGGAAGCCCUGGCCUGUGAUUCGUACAAUCAUCAUCUUCCUCUUAGCUCUGGGAAUGGGUCUCGUUGCACUGCUCAACCUAAACAACGACAAAUUGUCUGCCUAUCUCAACACCCCAUGGCUGCUGCCCACGCUCUGUAUUGCCUGGGCCGUUGUUCUCUUCCUCACGCAUAUCCGCCACGACGCCCCGGUGUUCUUCAAAAGGCACGGUCCCAUCCCCAUGCGCCGGGGAUCUCGCGAGGACAAAAUGAGCCACGAGUCCGAACACACACAGCCCAUGGUCAGCAACAUGGACGGGUCAACCUCCUACAGCGGAGCGGCAGGAAUGCCUUAUGAAUAUCAGCCUGCGCCUCAAACUCACCCCAACAACGAUUACGUUUAA
This is a messenger RNA of Trichoderma asperellum CBS 433.97, 1941 nucleotides long. RefSeq lists its product as uncharacterized. Lineage: Eukaryota; Fungi; Ascomycota; Sordariomycetes; Hypocreales; Hypocreaceae. The record is from RefSeq and is a predicted model, not a curated record.